This is a messenger RNA of Penicillium chermesinum, 1458 nucleotides long. RefSeq lists its product as uncharacterized. The record is from RefSeq and is a predicted model, not a curated record. NCBI's taxonomy places the organism in Eukaryota, Fungi, Ascomycota, Eurotiomycetes, Eurotiales, Aspergillaceae. Bases 1 to 1458 code for a protein of 485 amino acids. The transcript has 5 exons.
AUGAAGACUAUAGGAUCACUGCUAGCGAUAUUCUGCAUAUGCUCAGCAUCCUCCUUGCCUGUGGUGGACCUGGGAUACGAGUUACAUCGUGCGAUCUCAUUCAAUAACACCCAGGGACUGUAUAACUUCAGCAACAUUCGCUACGCUGCGCCACCAGUGGGCGAUCUUCGAUUCCGCGCCCCGGUUUGGCCAGAGGAAAAUCGAACUCACAUUCAAGAUGGCUCGAGAGGCCGUGUGUGCCCCCAGGCAACCCCGCUGUGGGAACAAUACAUCGAGCUGCCGUUUGUAGAAAGUGUGCUGAAUGGAUCUAAAUUCAAUCAGUCGACCAACAUCUCCUCAUAUCCCUAUAUACCCGGAAAACAGGAUCCACGGACUACGGAGGAUUGCUUGUUCCUGGAUGUCGUGGUCCCGCGGAAGAUAUUCCAUCGGGGCCAGAAUAACACCUUGAACAAAGGGCUCGCCCCCGUGCUCGUCUGGAUAUACGGUGGGGGCACUGUAGUAGGAGAUGGCAUUGUCUUUGUGGCAAUCAAUUAUCGGCUGGGCGCGUUUGGCUGGCUUGGGGGUGACAGCAUCACCACAAACGGAACGGCCAAUGCGGCACUUCAUGAUCAGCGUUUCGCCUUGGAUUGGGUGUAUAAAAACAUCCAUCUCUUUGGCGGCGACCCGAAAAGAGUGACGGUGAUGGGCGAAUCAGCCGGAGGAGGCUCCAUCAUGCAUCAGGUCACGGCCUAUGGAGGCAACAAGGGACCCUCGCCAUUCCAGCAAGCGAUUAUCCAAAGUCCAGGCUGGGUCCCUGUGGUCUCCGAGGCUCAGCAAGAAAAGACCCUCCAGCAAUUCCUCGGAAUUCUGAAUGUCAGCACUAUUGAGGAAGCCCGGCAGCUGUCCUCGGCGAAGUUGAUUGCUGCCAAUGCAUACCAGGUUGCUACCAAGGCGCAAUUUGGAGAUUUCGUCUAUGGCCCAGUCGUGGAUGGGACUUUUGUCCCAGCGCUCCCCGGGCAGCUACUCCUACAAGGGAACUUCGAUCGCAACCUCAAGAUCAUGGUUGGGCAUAAUGCAGACGAGGGCCUCCUGUUCACCUCGCCGGACAGUCGAAAGAAAAGUGGCCUCGUCACAAUCUUGAAAAAUGAAUACCCGUCGAUGAAGCCAAAUGUCACAGACUAUAUCACCAACGUCCUCUACCCGGCGGUUUACAACGGGACCUACGGCUACAAGAACCCGGUUGAGCGAACCGCCUUCGUGAUCUCCGAGGCCAUCUUCGAGUUGUGCCCCCCUGCGAUUCAUGGGCAAGAUGUGAUUUACACUUUCUACAGCAGCAACGGGGAGCCGAGCGGCCUUAGCCAGGCAGGUCUGGAGGUCACCAAUGUGACGAUCGCCCAUGCUAUGCAAGACUACUUCACCAGCUUUGUACAAUCCGGCACCCCCAGCUCGCCCGUGGGACCGGUAUUUUCCCCGACAUGA